This is a messenger RNA of Ficedula albicollis (Collared flycatcher), 3814 nucleotides long. It is a transcript of the gene EDIL3, whose product is annotated as EGF like repeats and discoidin domains 3. Bases 1 to 1518 code for a protein of 505 amino acids. The record is from RefSeq and is a predicted model, not a curated record. Gene Ontology annotation, molecular function: calcium ion binding. The transcript has 11 exons. Lineage: Eukaryota; Metazoa; Chordata; Aves; Passeriformes; Muscicapidae.
AUGCAAUUUGCAGAUAUCCUGCGUGCCUUCAGGUCAGAAAAAGUAACAGAGAUACCUUUUGCUAUGGCCUUUUGCAAACGGAUUAAGACCAACACAUUUUGUGGGGUGGAAGAAACCUUGUUUCCUUUCCCUGUGCCCGCAGCGGACGUGUGCGACUCCAACCCGUGCCAGAACGGCGGCAUCUGCCUCUCAGGGCUCAACGACAACUUCUACUCCUGCGAGUGUCCCCAGGGCUUCACGGACCCCAACUGCUCCAGCCUUGUGGAGGUUGCCUCCAUUGAAGAGGACCCAACUUCAGCAGGACCCUGCCUUCCCAAUCCAUGCCAUAAUGGUGGGACGUGUGAAAUUAGUGAAGCAUACCGAGGCGACACGUUCAUAGGCUAUGUUUGUAAAUGUCCGCAGGGAUUUAAUGGGAUUCACUGCCAGCACAAUGUGAAUGAAUGUGAAGCUGAGCCCUGCAGGAACGGUGGGAUCUGUACAGAUCUUGUUGCCAACUAUUCCUGUGAAUGCCCAGGUGAAUUUAUGGGAAGGAACUGCCAACAGAGGUGCUCUGGCCCUCUGGGGAUAGAAGGAGGGAUUGUGUCCAACCAACAAAUCACUGCAUCAUCCACCCACAGAGCUCUUUUUGGACUCCAGAAGUGGUACCCCUACUAUGCACGGCUUAAUAAGAAGGGUCUUGUGAACGCCUGGACUGCUGCAGAAAAUGACAGAUGGCCAUGGAUUCAGAUAAACCUCCAGAAGAAGAUGCGAGUCACUGGAGUUAUAACCCAAGGUGCCAAGAGGAUUGGAAGUCCAGAAUAUGUAAAAUCUUAUAAAAUUGCCUACAGUAAUGAUGGGAAGUCAUGGACAAUGUACAAAGUAAAAGGCACAAAGGAAGACAUGGUGUUCCGCGGGAACGUGGACAACAACACGCCGUACGCCAGCUCCUUCACGCCGCCCAUCGAGGCGCAGUACGUCCGGCUGUACCCCCAGGUGUGCAGGAGGCACUGCACCCUCAGGAUGGAGCUGCUGGGCUGCGAGCUCACAGGUUGCUCUGAGCCCCUGGGGAUGAAAUCAGGACACAUCCAGGACUUCCAGAUCACUGCCUCCAGCGUGUUCCGUACCCUCAACAUGGACAUGUUCGCCUGGGAGCCCAGGAAAGCCCGGCUGGACAAGCAAGGCAAGGUCAAUGCCUGGACCUCUGGCCACAAUGACCAGUCUCAGUGGUUGCAGAUUGACCUGCUCAUCCCUACGAAGAUCACUGGGAUAAUCACCCAAGGAGCUAAAGAUUUUGGCCACGUCCAGUUUGUGGGGUCCUACAAGCUUGCUUACAGCAACGAUGGGGAGCACUGGAAAAUAUACCAGGAUGAGAAGCAGAAGAAGGACAAGGUGUUCCAGGGGAACUUUGACAACGACACGCACCGCAAGAACGUCAUCGAGCCGCCCAUCUACGCGCGGCACCUGCGCAUCCUGCCCUGGUCGUGGUACGGCCGCAUCACCCUGCGCUCCGAGCUGCUGGGCUGCGCCGCCGAGGACUGAGCCCUGCUCCUGCUGCACGGCAAGCCUCUAGGAUGCUGGGUGGGGCUUUCCUUUCCCAUGAAACAGUGCUCGCUCAUUUUUAUGGUAGGCCGCUAGCUGUCUUUCGCCAGGAGGUCUAAGCCUGCCCUUUUAAAACGAUCCGAUCCAAGUUUGGUUUGUUGGUUUGGUUUUUGUUUUGGGGUUUUUUUUGGUUUUUUUGUUUUUUUUUUUUUGCCCUUGAAAUCUUGUUGGUGUUGUCCCUUCUGCUGUGGAAUUAAUCCUCCUAGCUCUCCUUUGAGUUGUUCACCACCGGUUGAAAAGUGUUGAGGGAAAAGAGAAAAAGGAAAAAAAAAAAAAAACCCAACAAGAAACAGCAGCAUCCUUUUUACAAGGGGAAGAGGAAUAGUGUGAGGAAGCUCAUUUGCAGCUUCAGGAACAUUGGGCUGACGAGUUCUCCAUAAAUCAUACCGUCAUCUCACUUGCAAAAAGUGAUACUGCAGCUUUUAGCAAUAAGUUUACUUGGGGAUGACUGCAUUAUAGUAAUUGUGCCUAUCAAACACUGUCAGUUCUUAUGACAUAUAUUUUGGGAAAUUCUCCGUGGUACUGUGAAGCACAGUACCUGUGAUGUUACGAGCUACCUUUCACCACUUUCAUCCAGACAGCAGAGUCCAAGCACCUGGAGGGUUUUCCUAUCUGCCCCAUUUUCCUUCUCUAUUCUGCAUGCUGUGGAACACGGCCUCCAUCUUUUCUGUUUAGUAUCACACUGCUGGUGUUGUUUUCCUUGGGAGAUGUCACCUGCUUGCAUAUGUAACCAAAUCAGUGUUUUAUGAAGCUAAUGAAUUUGCCAAAGUUUAUGCAUUUGCAAAGUUUGUGCGCUUUUUUCACGGAGAUUAAGGUGAGGCACCAGAGUACCUGUGGUGUCUCACCUUGGAUGCUGGCACGGUGCAUCACAAAUCCCAUUCCAGCAUUGUUUGUCCAGGGGUGAGCACACAGCCCUGGACUGUGAUCUGCCCACCCCGUUACUGCUUUCAGAAACGCUCUGAAUUCCUUUGAGGAGGAAAAUGUGGGGUGAAGGAACCAGGUGCUAAAAGACACGCAGGAGGAACAGCCCCCUUACUGCCAGGAAACCCUCUCUCUCUUUAGGCUCUUCCUAAAGUCACAGCUUUCCUCUCCAAGAGGUAAGAGGUGAUGUAGGGAGCGCACCACAGCCUGGACCUUGUCACCCUCUGCUCCUAAAAAAAAACUCUUUUCAGGCACACACCAGUGAGCCACGAGGAGGCUGUUUCCUGUCAUGCCCCAUCUCCAGGAAUGCUUCACACACAGCGUGAUAGCACCCCCAGUUUAAAAACUAGCUUAUAGGAGGAAAAGUGGAGUAGUAAGAGGGGACAUUCUCUCCCGUGCCUCAGUUUCCCCUGCUGAUUGGGAUACCAGUACCAACCUUUGAAGAGCAGUCCAAGCUCCCUUGGAGUAAAGUGCUCUGUGACCACGUUAGAGCAGCACCUCAGUCUAAAAAAGAUCCUGGGACAGGGAGUGAGGGGACAUUUUAUGUUACCUGAAACAACAGCACUUGGGAUUACUGCCAACCUUUUCAUUUCACAACAUGUUGACGUGGAGAGAAAGAGAGAAUGAGAGAGAGAGAGAGAGAGAGAAAUGCAGCUGCAUGUUUUAAAAAACAUCACUGAACUUAUACUUUCUGUCACUGUUCCAUUCUCACCAAAACUCUGAAGUAUGAACUUGGGCACUGCUUCCCAGGCCAGCAGCUAGCUGGCCCACAAUCUGCAAAGGGCAAAGUUUACCUUGGAAACAAAAUGGUUUGGAUUUCAAAAAAACCUGCAUUUAAUCACACAUUCUCCACCACAGACUAAAUAUAUAUUAUCCAUUGAACUGUGAAAGACUCUAGAAUAGCAGCCAGGAAUUUUACAUACAAGAAUUGGGGAUAUAAUGGUGGCGGUUUUCUGAUAGUGUCACUUAAACUGUCACAUUUUAGCAAACAGAACACCCUGCCUCUACAAAAUGACUUAAUCCUUAAACUGUAUUUAUACAAGUAUUUAUUUUAUAAGGCUUAGACAUUUAAAGACUUCUAAAGAAGAGUCCUGUAAAGGUAAAAGUAUGUGUAAGAAAUGUUGAGGUCCUGUGCAACACUGCUAAGUUUGUUCUUUAUUUUUUACUUUGUGCUGCAUAACAAAAGCCACUAGACUGUUACUGUCUUGUCUGUAACUGUGUUAACAGCAUUCCUUAAUGAUGUAUAUAUGGAGUGGUCUUCAAGCAAAAGGAGCAAUUUUAAAGAGAAAGUCAAUCACUUUGGUGGUACUUCUAA